Messenger RNA from Hydra vulgaris (swiftwater hydra), 3348 nucleotides. RefSeq lists its product as uncharacterized. The record is from RefSeq and is a predicted model, not a curated record. Lineage: Eukaryota; Metazoa; Cnidaria; Hydrozoa; Anthoathecata; Hydridae.
UUAGUUGUAAAUAAAAAUAAAAUAACUAGAAAUAAAAAUGUCUGGUGCCGGUAGAAAAAUGCAGUUAUGAAAAACGGUUUGAAGAAAUACCUGCAAAGUUUGGUAAAAAGGGUAAUAAAGCUAAAUGUAAAAGCUGUGGUGUACAAAUGCAAGGUUUGGUUGCUCGAAUGAGAUACCACAAAAUGUAAUUUUGGUAAAUGUAAUUUUCUGAAAGAUGUUUAAGAUAGAGAAAACAUUAUUAUUUGUCAAGACAAAUAUCAACCAGGCAACUGAAGAACCACAAGCUAGUCAAUGUUCUGUAAAGAAAACUGAAUAUAGCCAAUCUGUUUUGUUCCCAUGUUGUUGAAUUGUUUAACAAUCUGUCAAAAAGAAGAAAAUUAAAUUCUGAUGAAAAAGAAGAUGUUUGUCAUCUUUUGUGCAAGUGGCUUAUUAAAGAUCAAGUUAUGAAGGAAACUUUUUUAGGUAAAAAAAUUACUCUCAAAGAUCUCCAUAACUUAGCCGCAAAACAGUAAGGUACCACAGAUUUAAAAUCACUAUUUGCCGUCUUUCAAGAAUGUAAUGUUCUACCUUGACAUUCUACACUACGACAUGACAUUAGUUUAGUAAAAAAUUAUAAUCGACAUUAUUUAGGUAACAGCACUUUUGUUUGUUUUUUUGGCAUUACAAAGUAAUUAUGUAUAUGUUGAGAAUUUGUGUAAUAAUUUAUUGACAUUUAAGUAAUUAUUGUUUUUUGUUUCAGGUUUUGACUAUUUCUAUCUCUACUCUUGAAAAUAAUGUAUUAUUCUUCAAUAAUAUGGGAGUAUACUGCUUAAAUGAAAUAAUAUAAAAUGCAUAUCAAACUAAAAAAUUAUAUUUAAACUUACUUUUAACAAUAUUUUUAUGUAAAGAUGGUCUUGUUAUCAAAAUAAAUUAUUAUACUAUAGUAUAUCAGAUUUAUUAACAUAGACAAAUAUAGCCUCAAAAUGUUACUAGGAUAAGGCUACAUGUGCUAGGUCUAUGUUUUGUGAAUCCAGACCCAGCGCAGUAAUAAAGUAGUAAACUUAUCUAACUAUUUACUAAAUGUCAGGAAAAUAUGAUAGUUUGAUAUGGCAAUAUAAUGGCACUAGCUUGCACUUGAGGAAGUAGCUUCAUGAAGAGCAAUUUCAUAUCCACAUUUAAGAGGGGAUUAUGCACCAGAGUUUGUCCUCCUAAUAAAUUUAUAUUCUCUUUAACCACAGACCUUCUUCUGCCCCAAUGUUCUUUUUCAAUGUAAUUUGAUUUUCAUUUAAAAUAAAGCACAAAUCUGUUGAAUAUAUAACUUUUUUUCUAAUAGGACCAGAUUUUGAACUUAGAACAGAUGAAAAUGUUAUCAUAACUGGAAUAUUUUUCAAGACUCUGAAAUGAAGUGAUUUUUUUGGUUUAUAUCCCGAGUUACUUUUGGUUGAUGCAACUUAUAAGCUUACUAAUUUGAGAAUGCCUUUAUACGUUCUUCUUGUAGUCGGACCAAAUGGCGAAAGUGAAAUUGCAGCUAUAUUUUUAACUGCAUCAGAAGACUGUGUUUUUCUUUCAACAAUGUUUGAAAUAUUCAAGGAAAAAAAUAAAUAAACUGGAGUAAGAUAUUAUCUGUUUUUACUCGCAAAGACAUGACAGAGCGUGAAUGCAUUAAACAUGCAUUUCCACAAAUUAAUUUAUUGUUGUGUAUAUUUCAUGUUUUGCGUUGUAUGAGCAGAGAAAUAACAACAUCAAAAAUGAAUAUAUCUGAAGCUCAAAGACUGGUUGCUUUAAAAACUCUCCAAAAUAUGACAUAUGCAACUACUGAGAAGGAAUAUGAAGCGUAGCGUGAUGAGUUUCACAAAGUUAUGCCACCAUCUGUUGUUAAGUAUGUUGAAGUUAAUUGGCAUGCUUGUAGGUUCGAGUGGGUGCGUUGUUGGCAGCAACAAAAUGUAACUUUUGGAGAAUGCACUACUAAUCGUCUUGAAUCUAUUAAUAUUAGAAUUAAAGCUGUUGUUUCUUUGUUAAGUCCUUUACCUAUAUUCUUCAAAGAUUUGCUUACUGUUAUAGCCUGCAUGCGAUAAGAAAGAGACCAUAAAUAUAUAAAGACAACAGAACGGGUUCCUGUUAGUGCAGUCACAAGUUUUCAAUAUGAACGUGAUUAUAAAAAUAUAUUAACUCUGUUUGCUUUUUCUUUUGUUAAAUCUCAGCUCGAUGAAUCUGUCAGUAUAGAUGGGGAGUUAGCAAAUGAAGUCAUACAAACUUCUGGAAAAAUUGAAACACUAUCUGAGAACAGCUGCGAUUGUUUAUUUACAAAGUCUAUGGGUUUGUCAUGCAAACACAUGUUUGCAGCUAGAAGAAUUAAGAAAUUGCAAAUGUUCUCUGCAAAUUGUAUUGCUCCUAAAUGGUUUAAGGAAAAAGUGCAGAAAAAUCAUCGCGUUUUUCUAAAGAACGAUCAACAUGAUAGCCAUAUAAAAUUUGCAAAGCUAAAGGAUAAACCCUUGACCCAUGUAGAAAAAUAUUGUCGCGCUAAUCGACUUGUACAGCAUUUAUCUGAUUUAGCAGCAGAAGGCGGAUCAUCACAGUUUGAAUGUAGAAUGAGGGUCUUGCAAAAUUUAGCAAGUAUUUGGGGUUCUAACAAGGAAGCUAAGGUAACUUCAAUUCAACAUCAAUUUGUUGAUUUUAAUAUUCAAAACGGAGUUUCCAAGUUGGAAAUGGAAGAUGAUAAAUUUAAGUCUGAACUGCAUGAAAGAAAACUUGAAAUAACAGAUUUAAGUGAACAAGUUGUUGAUGUUGUUAAUGUUGAAGAAGUUGAUAAAAACAGUUUUGAUCAAAACUAUAAAUUUGAAAGACCAGCUUGUAGUGGUAAAGUUGAAAACAAUGCAGUUCAAAACUAUAUGGGCUUUAUUAUUAAGAAACAUUUUGGAAAAAAUGAAAUCAAAACCUCCAUCUACCGCCGGAAAAAAGACAUGCUUGCAGUGAUAAAGUUGAAAGUAAUGCAAUUCAAAACUAUAUGUUUGAAAGAGCGGGUUGCAGUAGUAAAGUUAAAAGCAUUGCAGUUCCAAACUUUACGUUUGAAAGACCAGGUUUCAGUGAAGUGGAAAGCAAUGCAGUUCCAAACGAUAUGUUUGAAAGUCCAGGUUGCAGUGAUGAAGUUGAAAGCAACGUAGUUCAAAACUUUAUAGUUCCUUGUAAAGAAUUUAGAAAGGAAACUGGAAAACAUAAAAAAGAAAUUAUAAAUUUCAAUCAAAUGGGUUGUUUAGAUAAUUCAAAAAAAAAUAUCAUGUGAUUCUUCUAAAAUACCGGAGAACCAACUUGAUCUCUCCCAAAUUCAAUUUCCAUCCAAGUUUGUAUCAAGAGGGCGUCCUAAGUCAAUAA